Molecule: messenger RNA, 1353 nt
Organism: Cercocebus atys (sooty mangabey)
Lineage: Eukaryota; Metazoa; Chordata; Mammalia; Primates; Cercopithecidae
Product: fumarylacetoacetate hydrolase domain-containing protein 2-like
Exons: 3
Coding region: 988-1353 (121 amino acids)
Molecular function (GO): hydro-lyase activity
Source: RefSeq, a predicted model, not a curated record
ACCUCAGGUGAUCCGCCCGCCUCGGCCUCCCGCAGUGCGGGGAUUACAGGCAUGAGCCACCAUGCCUGGCCAAGAUCAAUGACUCUUCUCAAUCAUGCCUUCUGUUUUUAUUGGCUGGCAUUCUUCUAUGAAGAAAAGCUGCCUCUCCUCUUUUUAUUCCUGUGUCUUCAAUAUCACUGUGAAUUCAUGAUUUUUGUUUUUACUCAAUUGUUUGUAAUUCAUCAUUUACAUUCUUUAGGUGACCUCAGUUUGGCCAGUGAGGGGCCUUCAAGUUGGCUCCAUUCCCGUCACUUUUUGUAUAUCCUAGCUUUUUGACCAAGAUGUUCUAGUCUUAUCAUGUACUGUCUGUCUUGGACCUGGAAUUAGCCAUUUCCCCAAGGAAAUUAGCCAUUUCCCCGGUGCUUUUUAAUGGAGAGUGGUAUUAGAGACCAACAUCUGGGUGUCAGGUGUACUCAUACCAACUGGUUAUUAUCAGAAAGAGCUGCCAAUUUCCAAAUUAUAUCUAUUUUGUAGUUGUAUUUUAUGGAUUAUGGGAGAGGCUGAGCCUAUUUUCAUGUUUUCUGGCCAUGUCCAUUGCCUUUUUGUGAAUUGCUUACUCAAGUCCUUUGUGGGAUGUCAAUCUUUUUCUUACUAAAGUGAGUUAAUAACAUUACAGCAUUUAGAAUAGUCCCUGACAUACAGUAAGGUUACAUAUUGCUGGAGGAUAUUACUUCGUAUUUAUUCUUUGUUAAAAGUAUCCAGAGUAACUUUUAAACUCAGUGCGCUGGACACAUGUUGCUCUUCUGCAGUCACAGUGGGGAGAGGACCUGUGCCUGCAUCCCGUGAUGCUGUCUGCCACUGCCCAAAAUGUAUGGGUCUGCAAGUCACACCUCCCUUGUCAUUCACUUGGCUCUGCUUCGUGGUGAUGGCAAACAUGGGCUGGCACCCAAGCCCUAAUGACAAAGGUCCAGGCCCUUCAGCACCGUGUGCAGCCUCUCAGCAUGGACAAUGGACCCCGAAGUCACUGCAGCUCACUGUUCCUCUCCCACCCUACAGGAAGUAGAUUGGGAAGCAGAGCUGGCCGUGGUCAUUGGAAAGAAAGGCAAGCACAUCAAGGCCACAGAUGCCAUGGCCCACGUGGCCGGCUUCACUGUGGCCCAUGACGUGAGUGCUCGUGACUGGCAAACGACACGCAAUGGGAAACAGUGGCUGCUGGGGAAAACCUUCGACACCUUCUGCCCUCUGGGCCCUGCCUUGUCACAGUGGGGAGAGGACCUGUGCCUGCAUCCCGUGAUGCUGUCUGCCACUGCCCAAAAUGUAUGGGUCUGCAAGUCACACCUCCCUUGUCAUUCACUUGGCUCUGCUUCGUGGUGA